This is a messenger RNA of Arachis ipaensis, 1486 nucleotides long. RefSeq lists its product as uncharacterized. Gene Ontology annotation, molecular function: protein binding. Lineage: Eukaryota; Viridiplantae; Streptophyta; Magnoliopsida; Fabales; Fabaceae. The record is from RefSeq and is a predicted model, not a curated record.
UACAGGUGGAAACAACGUAGUUUGACAAAACAGCAGCUUAAUACGCCGCCCAGUCUUCAACGGUAGCUGCUCUCUCUCUCUCUCUCUCUCUCUCUCUCCAAUCUGCUAAGACACACAAACCCUUUCUUAAUUCUCCAUUCAAAUCAAAUCAUGAUCUUCAGAUAGCAUCACCUCAUCAUACACAGCUUCCAAAACCAAAAGUCUCUCAUUAGCAGUGAUUUUAAGAAGGGUUAUCAUCACAGAUGGAUAGUAGCAGUGGAAUUGAGAGCAAUGGGCGUGUGCCACUUUCAGGGGUUGUUGCAGAUUGUGUGAAACGGUGGUUCAGAGACACUCUGAAAGAAGCUAAAGCUGGGGACAUAAACAUGCAGGUCUUGGUAGGUCAGAUGUAUUACAGUGGUUAUGGUGUUCCCAGAGAUGACCAAAAGGGUAAAAUUUGGUUGACUAGAGCAUCGAGGGUUAGAUCUUCAGUUUGGAAAGUUGGUGAUAAGCAUCCAGGUUAUAAUGCAAGUGAUUCUGAUUCUGAUGAAUUGAAGGAAGACUCUUAAACACACUAAAUGCCUAACAUUUGAAUGGAAUAAAUAUUUGAUUAUGUGAGCCUUUCUAUCCAAGAGUAAUGAUCUGCAAUGGGUAUCUAUUUGUUGUUGAGUUCUUAGACGUCAUCUGCUCCAUAUGUCACAGGCAGGAUCCACCCAUAUUUAUUUUAUUUUUUUUUGUUUGUUAAAAAUAUGUAAUUAUUCAUUUUAGACAUUGUAAAUUUAUUUAAAAUAUUUGUAAUUUUCUUAUUCAACUUAUAUUUGAGUCGGUUAGGCUUGCUUGGGGAUUAUUUUUCUUAGCGCCGAUCAUGGCUCAUUUUGGGCCGUGACAAAGUGGUAUCAGAGCCAGGUUUAAUCUGUGUAAUAUGGAGCAAGUGUCCUAUGGUAGGUUCACAAUUGUAUAAAUAGAAGCGCGCCUAUUUGUACAAAUUGUGACACUAUCAGAGGCCUAUAGGAAUGUCAUCCUUGUCUUUUUGUCAUCCUUGUCUUCUGGUUCUUGUCAUCACGAGUCAUCUGUCGAUUCUUGACACCUCUUUCCUCUUCUUUGUACCCAACCUUGAGUUAUUAUUUGGUAGCUUUUCUUGAACUUGCUUUUGCAAUGACUUUAGUUUCGGUUUUGGUUCAUGAUUCCUGCCUUGUAGCUAAUUCUAAUCUUCCUCGUUUUUGUGAAUAUUUGCUUUAAUCUUCUUCAUAUUCAUGUUGUUUUCUAUGGUUUCUGAUUUCAAGAUUUCAUCCAUUAUCUAGAAGAUUCGAUAUGUUUUUGCUGUGAAUUAUUAUCUUAUUCCUGUUAUAGAAUUGUAUUUAGAUUUGUGGAUUAUGGAUUUACUUAGCUACUGAUUGAGACGCUUUGUUCUGGAUUUUGAUAAAACAAGUUUGUUCUUCUUAUGUUGAUGAUCUUUGAAGUUAACAUAAUUUUGAAUCACUCGUGAUUUUUUCUUUCGAAUCAAUAAAUU